Ziziphus jujuba (common jujube) is the source of this 1067-nucleotide messenger RNA. Its product is annotated as 21 kDa protein. Gene Ontology annotation, biological process: negative regulation of catalytic activity. NCBI's taxonomy places the organism in Eukaryota, Viridiplantae, Streptophyta, Magnoliopsida, Rosales, Rhamnaceae. Gene Ontology annotation, molecular function: enzyme inhibitor activity. The transcript has a single exon. The coding region runs from base 93 to 716 and encodes 207 amino acids. The record is from RefSeq and is a predicted model, not a curated record.
ACCUCAAUGUCUCAACCAAGCAAAAAAGCACAGGGUUUCUCAUUUCUCAAUUCGAAAAAAAACAAAAAAAAAAAACAAAAACGACAAGCAGUAUGAGAACUCCGUUUAUCUUCCUCAUCUGUCUUUGGUUGGCGACGAGCUUAACGGCCGCCUAUGCAGAGGAAACCCCAUCUCCGACGAACAACAACGAGAACAGCACGGAUUUCAUCCGCACAAGCUGCGGAACGACACUGUACCCCAAGCUAUGCUACACGUCGCUCUCUCGCUACGCCAGCGCGAUCCAGCAGAACCCGGCUCAGCUAGCACUCGUUGCCAUGCACGUGACCUUAAGCAAAUCCAAGCACAUGACCACCUACAUCUCCAACCUCACGCGCCAAGCCGACUACGGAGCCAAUCCCCGAACCAUCUCGGCUCUCCACGACUGCUUCUCCAACUUCGGCGACGCCGUCGAUGAGAUCAACGGCUCGGUCAAGCAGAUGAAAAAUCUCGGCGUCGGGGGCGGCGGAGACGGACAGAGCCUGCGGUUUCAGCUGAGCAACGUACAGACGUGGAUGAGCGCGGCGCUCACGGACCAGGAGACUUGUACGGACGGGUUCGAGGACGUUCCGGAAUGUCCGAUUAAGAAGGACGUUUGCAAUAAGGCGACGUACGUUAAGCAGCACACCAGCAAUGCGCUUGCGCUUAUCAACAGCUACGCCGCGAAAGUGACGCCGUAAACCAAAUAACCAAAAAAAAAAGAAAAAAGAGCUUUUUAAUUGCGUUUGGAUUUUAAUUUAUUUUUCUUCAUAUAUACAGAGCUUUUUUUAAUUUUGAGAAAUUAUAGAGCACUCUGUACAAUAUAAUUUACUUACCCGUCGUUACCUGUAAAAGUCGGCUAAAGAGAAAUGUGUUAUGUGUGUGUGUGUGUUGUGUUUUUACUGUGGUGUCAAUUGUGAAAUCCUUUGGUUUUUUUUCUGUAUAUUUUUGCUUUUUGGAAUUUGUAUUUUAUUUGGUUGUACUGCUAAGAGGAAGAAAAAAAAAAAAAGUGUCCGUUCAUUAGUUGAAUCCGAGACAGCUCAGUUUUGUUC